CUGGCAGGCCCCGGGCGGCAGCUCCCCGGAGGACCCCCCACCCUGGUCACUCCAGUCCUGCAGGAAGGGAGCCCAGAGAGGGCGGCGGGCCGACCCAGGACCUCCAGCAGGUCAAGGGUGGGAAGGAGACGGAGACUGCCCCCCACUCGCACCUAGGUCCCCGCCCCGCUCGCCACCCCGGCCAGCAUGAGCAGCCCUGAGCCACCGACUGGGACCCCCGGGCCUGACGCCCCCACCUGGCCGACUCAGCCCACCUACAGCAACCUCGGUGAGGUCCGCGCCCAGCUGCUGCCCUCCAAGGCCUGCCGCCCCCGGGCACCUGGGCCCCCCCCGACCGACCCGCAGCCCCUGCCCCCGCCCCUGCCCAAGAAGACGCUGUGCAGGACCCGCUCCCUGCCCACGCACAGGGUCCCCAGCGCCAGCCCUGCCCCGGCUCCGGCUGGGCAGCCUCGGAGGCCUUUCCUGGGGUCCCACAGUGUGGACGAGAGCCAGGCGGCCAGUGACAAAGCUUGGUCAGCCUGUCCCCCUGCAGAGCCGCGCUUUGGCUCCCUGGACACCUCGCUGGGCGCCCCCUGGUACGACCUGCACCGGCCCGAGGCCAUGCGCACCAUGCUGGAGGCGCGGCAGCUGGAGGGGGUCCGCGCGGUGCGGGCUCGGCUCCGGGCCCGGCUGCUGGGGGGCCACCCGGGCCCCUGCCAACCCGGCCACGGCUUCCGGCUCCUGGACCGCUCGCCCUGCGUGGAGAGCGGGGACGCCCUCUACUACCGCAUGGUGCGGGUGGGCGACGAGGCGUGGCACAUGCUGGCCGCCAAGGUGUCCAAGCCCGGAGCGGAGGAGCCCCACCCCUGGGGCCUGCAGCUGCAGGCCUCGCUCGCCCCGCACUUCAACCUGCAGGGCCUGUGCGGCCCGGUGCCCGAGGGCGCGCUGCCCGACGUGCCCUGGAGAGGCCCGGUGGUGCUGGCGGCCGAGGUGCCCGAGCUCACGGUGACGCAAUGGCUGGCGGAGGCGGGCAGGCGGCAGCGGCCCGAGGAGUUCCCCUGGGUGGUGGCCGUGCUGCUGCUGCAGCUGACGUCAGCCCUGGAGCACCUGGAGGCGCGGGGCGCCGCCCUGGCCGAGCUGCGGCCCGAGAACCUGCUGCUGGUGGCGCCCCGGGGCUGUGCGGCCGCCGGGCCCCCGCGCCUGCUGCUGGCCGACUUUGGCCGCGUCCGCCCUCGGCCCCCGGGCCCCCCGGGCGCCCACGCGCUGCAGCUGGGCCGCCUGCUCCGCGCCCUACUCGGCCCCGCGGAGCCCUGCGCCUCCCCCUUGGCUGCGGGCCUGGAGGCUCUGGCGGCGCGGCUGGGCCGCUCCCGGCCCUCGGCCGCCCAGGCGCGGGGUGCGCUGCAGGCGCUGCUCUGGGGGCCCGGGCCCGAGCUGCACCGCCAGGGAGCCCCGCUGGGGCCGUGGCUGCAGGUGCGCCGCGCGCUGCUCGUGCUGCACCUGGCGGAGCGGGCCUCGGCCGGGGAGGCGCCGGGCCUGGAGGACUGGCUGUGCUGUGAGUACCUGGCUGAGGCCACCGAGGCCUCCGUGGGCCGCGCCCUGGCGCUGCUGUGGGACUGACACCCCGACGGACAGGGCCUCCCUGAGCGAGCGGACAGCCUCUUCCAGACGGGGCCGGAAGGAGGGCACCUCCUCUCCAGCGCCCCCACUCCUGCUUCUACACCAGGGACUUAGGCCCAAGGCCUCCCCAGGAGAGCGGGGCCCGGCGUGUCCCGAGGCUUUCCGAUGCCAGGACCUUCCAGCAGGCGUGAGGCUGCGCUGGCCGCGCUGGACUCUGGUGCGCACCGUCCUCCCGAGAAGGUGGACGCGGCCUCCGUGUCUGGCCCCGGAGCACCCCUUGUGCUGAGGGUGCCGGUCAUUCUGAGCGCGUCCUUGUCAGGACCUGCUUGGGGUCCCUGGGGGAGGGGACGCUCCUAGGACCUGAGACGCCCGAGC
Nyctereutes procyonoides (raccoon dog) is the source of this 1971-nucleotide messenger RNA. RefSeq names its product PEAK family member 3 (gene PEAK3). NCBI's taxonomy places the organism in Eukaryota, Metazoa, Chordata, Mammalia, Carnivora, Canidae. Bases 187 to 1596 code for a protein of 469 amino acids. Gene Ontology annotation, biological process: protein phosphorylation. The record is from RefSeq and is a predicted model, not a curated record. Gene Ontology annotation, molecular function: protein kinase activity. The transcript is spliced from 4 exons. Gene Ontology annotation, cellular component: actin cytoskeleton; focal adhesion.